Molecule: messenger RNA, 2150 nt
Organism: Cryptococcus deneoformans JEC21
Lineage: Eukaryota; Fungi; Basidiomycota; Tremellomycetes; Tremellales; Cryptococcaceae
Exons: 5
Coding region: 244-1920 (558 amino acids)
Source: RefSeq, a predicted model, not a curated record
AUUUCUUGUUGUUCAUUCGCACGUUCGUAUUUAUAUUAAGUCCGAACACUUCACCAAAUUGACCCGAGUUGGCCGGCACCAGGACCUUUGUACUAUGCGCAGACAGAUCCAUUUCUGGAUAAGUAGCGAAAUGAGCAGUUUUUGGGCUCACGAAGCACACGACCAUCUACUUAGCGGCAGUAAUCAAACAGCCGCCUGCAAAACGACACUUCUCGGUGUCCUCCUCCUUUACAAAGCGAUAAAAUGGUGAAGAGAUUAUUACAGGGGCUGAAUUUGGGUGCUGGCUUGGCGGUGAAAUGGUAUGCCUUCGUAUUUCUACGCCUGCUUCCCGCUGGACCUCGAUAUCUCCCAACUAUUUUGAGCUGUACUUUAAUGUACCUCGCAUCUUACUUCUCACUUCGCUCCCUUGCUCAAAAACCAAUUCGGACGUCGAUUAUCACGCCCAUCCUAGUUCUUGGUGGACUUUACCAUCCCAUGUAUCGUCUUCUCUCGACGGUUGGUGCUUUGGUCACCUUGAUAGCUCCGCUUAUGUCGUACGACUUUGUCUACCGCACCCAUUUACUACAUCCGUCACUACACAUAUCCUUCGCUCGGGUUGGCUGGGUAACAGAAACGUCGGCCAGCCUCUUAUUUCGAUCUACCUUCCCAGAUCGAAUCGGCGUAUCCUAUUGGCCUUCUCACAAUGACAGCGCCGUCUCACAUGUCGGACUUUCUCAAUCCAGUGUCAAAACCGACUUCACUUCUCCUCUGUACAUCAAAAAUCUGCAACCGGGCAUCACAUACUUUUAUAACUCGACUGCCGGCCACAAAGGUUCGUUCACUACUAGACGAUCACAACAUGAUCAGAAGCAAUUCAGCAUUCUGAGUACAAGCUGCCAAAAGCCCAACUGGCCCUAUAAUCCUCUGUCUCAUUCGUUGGCAAUUAAUGGUUUAGAACAUGUCGAUAACGUGGUCCGAAAAAUGAAGAGAAAACCGGAAGCGAUGCUGUUCUUAGGCGACUUCAUCUAUUCAGACCUCCCAUAUCCCAUCGCCGACUAUACCACUUCGUACUAUCGCCGACUUUACCGCCAGAUCUACUCCAGCCCAUCUUGGACCCCAUUUCUGCGUUCAAUCCCCUGGCUACACAUGUUUGACGACCACGAGAUCAUCAACGACUACGCCCCUUCCACUUCUGCCCUUUCCAACAUGUUCAUAGAAGCCAUCGAUCCGUUCAUAAACUAUCAGCAAGUUGUCAACCCUCCCCCGGUCAGCUCCACACAACCGACGUACUUCCGCUUUGGAAUAGGCGAUGUAUCAUUCUUCGUCUUGGACUGCCGAUCAUGGCGUUCAGCUCAACCAGCUAGACCUGGAUCCAAUUCUACAGCUGGCUUUGGCAACAGGACGAUGCUUGGAGAAUCACAAUUUACGGCAGUCAAAGAAUGGGCAGAAGAAGGGACGAGAGAUGGAAAAUUACUGGUGCUUGUAUCAGGAGUACCGAUUACUCGCAAUUGGUCGGAAGGGGAUGAUGAGAUGGACAGUUGGGCUGGUUAUCUUGACGAACGUGAGGAGAUUCUUGAAAUGUUGUGGUCGUCCGGAGGAGCCGUCGUCAUCUCCGGCGAUCGACAUGAGCACGCAACCACAUUAUUCCCUCCUCCGCCUACGUCGCCUCACCUGAGCUCAUCGUCCGUCAUCGAGUUCUCCACCUCUCCUUUGUCAUUUUUUCACCAACCUUGGACCCGAGAAUACGUCCCACAUCCGGACACUGACAUUCCCAUCCAUCUGCAAUGGCAAGGUGAUAGUCGCUUUGGUGUGUUCGAGUUUGAUACCACUGGAGAAAGACCGAGAGUCAAGUUUGAAUUGAUGGUAGAUGGUGAGAAAGAAUGGGAGUAUGAGUGGGUAAAAGGGGUAGACGUGGUAAUUCCGGACGUAUGGCAGGCGUAAUGCAUACAUAAAUCUAAAGCGACAAAUCUUGUCAAAUGAUGGGAUUGAACGCAUCCAUGUGAGAAGAGAAUUCAUAAGUGGACAAAGGCGGUUUAAGGCGAGUCAGAGGAGACUUGCGACUUUCCGCGAAAGGACGAAAGAUAUGUUGUGGAGCUAUUGAUCUUAGGGUUUGCGAUAUGCCUUGCUGACAAAAGGCAAGCUCCGGUAUAAGCUACAUGCAUAUUUUUGUC